CCGGUAGCCGGUGCCCGAACCUCUGAUGUCUGUGGAUGAUGCGGGCUGUUCUAGAGGAGCUGGGGAUCCGGGCGCUGCUGUUCGGGGUUUUUGUGUUCACGGAAUUCCUGGACCCCUUUCAACGUGUCAUCCAACCAGAAGAGAUAUGGCUGUAUAAAAAUCCUCUGGUGCAGUCAGACAAUAUACCUACACGGAUGAUGUUUGCAAUUUCUUUCCUUACACCCCUGGCUGUGAUUUUUGUUGUGAAAAUAAUUCAACGGACAAGCAGAACGGAGGUUAAAGAAGCCUGUUUGGCUGUGUCCUUGGCAUUGGCUCUGAAUGGAGUUUGUACGAACACUAUCAAACUUAUUGUGGGAAGACCUCGACCUGACUUCUUUUACCGUUGUUUCCCUGAUGGGGUUUCAAAUGAAGAGAUGCAAUGCACUGGGGAUGCCAGUCUGGUGUCUGAAGGGAGGAAGAGUUUCCCCAGCAUCCAUGCCUCCUUUGCCUUUUCAGGCUUGGGCUUCACUUCAUUCUACCUAGCAGGAAAGCUGCACUGCUUCACUGAGGUUGGGCAAGGGAAGAGCUGGCGUCUCUGUGCAGCAAUACUUCCACUCUAUUGUGCUAUGAUGAUCGCUCUGUCACGUAUGUGUGACUACAAGCACCACUGGCAAGAUUCCUUUGUGGGUGGAGUUCUUGGACUAAUUUUAGCGUACAUUUGUUAUCGUCAACACUACCCAUCCCUGACACAUUCCUCUUGCCACCGGCCCUUUGUAUGCCUGCGUCAGGUCACCAGCACUCAGAAGAAAGAAGAGCCCCCAACAACAGAGAAUACUGAAGGGCUGAUGAAUGAAGACACGGCAGAGGGGCCAGUAUGACAAUGGAUCUUACUUGACUUCUAAUCUUGCACAGCCUCAUCAAUGGGUUUCCUGCACUUUGUGUAUUUUACCAUGCACAUCUAGAAUAUGUGACCCAGACCACUGUAGUGAAACCAUUGACAGCAUCCAGCCACCACGUGGAAUCCAGGGAGCAUAGCCUUAAGUGCUAACAUCCUCAUGAUCCAAAUUGAACUGGCAAAUUCAUAUUUUCCUUUAGUGUA
This is a messenger RNA of Spea bombifrons (plains spadefoot toad), 1078 nucleotides long. It is a transcript of the gene PLPP4, whose product is annotated as phospholipid phosphatase 4. Gene Ontology annotation, molecular function: phosphatidate phosphatase activity. Gene Ontology annotation, biological process: phospholipid metabolic process. The record is from RefSeq and is a predicted model, not a curated record. NCBI's taxonomy places the organism in Eukaryota, Metazoa, Chordata, Amphibia, Anura, Pelobatidae. The coding region runs from base 36 to 857 and encodes 273 amino acids. The transcript has 7 exons.